Molecule: messenger RNA, 1144 nt
Organism: Benincasa hispida (wax gourd)
Lineage: Eukaryota; Viridiplantae; Streptophyta; Magnoliopsida; Cucurbitales; Cucurbitaceae
Gene: PRXQ
Product: Thioredoxin superfamily protein
Biological process (GO): cell redox homeostasis; cellular response to oxidative stress
Cellular component (GO): cytoplasm; chloroplast thylakoid membrane
Molecular function (GO): thioredoxin peroxidase activity
Source: RefSeq, a predicted model, not a curated record
UUCUAGGGAGGGUGAGGCCAUUAAUAGUUGAAGCCAAAAGCCCAAUCUAUCUAUUACUAUCUCCUUCUCCAUCUCCACCCAUCAUAUUUCAGCUAUUUUUCACAUUAAAAAAAAAAAAAAAAAACUUCUAUCUCUUCGUCGUGUCUACGCAUCUACCAUAUCUGGGCAAGAUAAGAAAGAAGAGAAAGAGGGAUUUUGAGAGCACAUUUUCUCUAAAACCCUCAAAAAAUGGCUUCUCUUGUUCAUCCAAAGGCCUCUCUCCCUUUUCUUCUCCCAUCUCCGACUCCUAAAACCCCAUCAUCUUCUAACAAACUUCCAUUUCUUUCCAGAUCCUCUGGUUCCCAGUUUCAUGGAGUCCAAAUUUCUCAGCACAUUUCCCCUUCUCUUCCUUCUUCUUCCUCCUUCAAAUUUACCAUCUCCUCUAAGGUGAAUAAGGGCCAAACCCCACCUGCUUUCACUUUGAAAGAUCAGGAUGGAAGGAAUGUGAGCCUAUCUAAAUUUAAAGGGAAGCCUGUGGUUGUCUAUUUCUAUCCUGCUGAUGAAACUCCUGGUUGCACCAAACAGGCCUGUGCUUUCAGAGAUUCUUAUGAGAAGUUCAAGAAAGCAGGAGCUGAGGUUGUGGGCAUAAGUGGGGAUGAUUCAUCAUCACACAAGGCUUUUGCUAAGAAAUACAGACUUCCAUUCACAUUGCUUAGUGAUGAGGGUAACAAAGUGAGGAAAGAAUGGGGAGUUCCUGCCGAUCUUUUUGGUACAUUACCUGGAAGACAAACUUAUGUUCUAGAUAAGAAGGGGGUUGUGCAGCUCAUAUAUAACAACCAAUUCCAACCCGAAAAGCAUAUCGACGAGACGCUCAAAUUACUUCAGAGCCUUUAAAUCUCUCUCUUGUUUAUAGCUACGAGUUUCGCUGUAGAAAUUAGGAAGGUGCUGUUUAUUGGUAUCAUUCGAGAGGCAAUUAUCUAGUUCUGAAUAAGAGUGAAAAAUGGUGAUUGUUCUUUUAUUGUUUCUAAGUUUUUUUUUUAGGUUACUACUCACAAGUGAGAUUAUGUAUAUUUGAAUCAUAAUGCAUUCAGUGUAAUGUCUUUCUACUUUAAUAUGCUUCAGUUUUUUCACAAUGUUCAAUGUUAAAACUUGUUAUGUUGUAACA